AUGGACUGGUCCGCCGUCACAAAUUUCAACGCCGUCAUUAGCGUGCUUGGCGGUUGGCUCGUCCUCUUCGGCACCUUCUCUUUCCUGAUCAAGGAGACACUUUACCUGUCUGAAGCCCUUGUCUAUCUUCUGGGAGGCGUAGCUUUCACCCACGUUGCUGGAUUCCUGAAACCCAGCGAAUACGCCGACUCAGACGAUGCCGUGGCCUCCAUCACCCUCAACUUCAGCCGUCUCGUCCUUGGCGUCCAGCUCGUCAUUGCCGGCGUGCAGCUUCCCAGCCGCUACCUCCGUAAGGAAUGGAAGUCUCUCUCUUUGCUCCUCGGGCCCGUUAUGAUCGGCAUGUGGGCAUGCACGAGCGCCGUGGUCUGGUUUAUUGUCCCGGACCUGCCUCUUGUGCACGCUCUUGCCAUCGCCGCCUGCGUCACCCCGACGGACCCGGUUCUCUCAGCCACAAUCUUGAAGGGCCGUUUCGCCGACCAAAACGUCCCCGAAGAUCUUCAGCAGAUCAUCGUCGCCGAAUCGGGUGCCAACGAUGGACUAGGCUACCCUUUUCUUUACCUCGCGCUGUACCUCAUCAAGUAUACUGAGAGCGACGGCAAUCCCGCCUCGAGUGAAGGGGGAUUCGCCGCGGCCAUUCGACUUUUCUUCGGCCAGACUUGCAUCUACGUCGUGCUGAUGAGUGUCUUUUACGGCUGGGUGGUCGGCUGGCUCGGGCAGAAGCUGCUCCAUUGGGCCGAGCGGCGCAAAUUUGUGGAUAGGGAGAGCUUUCGACUUUUCCCAAUCGGCCUGGCCAUCUUUAUCCUCGGUACUUGUGGAAUGGUGGGCACCGACGAUGUGCUGGCAUGCUUCAUCGCUGGAAACGCGUUCAACUGGAACGACUGGUUCCGCCUCAAGACUCUGGACGACCCGAUUCAGAACGCCAUCGACAUGCUGCUCAACAUGGCCAUCUUCAUGUGGCUGGGCGCUGUGUGCCCCUGGGAGAGAUUCUGGACGUCAGAGCUGAUCCAGCCUUGGCGGCUUUGUGCUCUUGGCCUCCUCGUCCUUCUUCUUCGACGACUUCCGAUUAUCCUUGUUUUGCAUCGCUACAUCCGCCAGAUCCGCGGUCCGUCGCAGGCUUUGUUUGUCGGAUACUUUGGCCCGAUCGGCAUCUCUGCCAUUUUUUACCUUUAUAUUGGACUCGAGUUCCUUGAGACACUUACAGAUAACGAUGGACAACGCGCAGAUGCGAAGACGCUAGGUGAUACCAUGCUUGUCGCCGUUUGGUUCUUGAUUAUUUGCAGUAUCGUGAUUCAUGGUGUCAGCGUGCCCAUCGCCAAACUGGGACUCAUGUUUCGCAACCGUUUCUUCCCCAGCCGCGUCGCGCUACCCACUUGA
Messenger RNA from Colletotrichum navitas, 1374 nucleotides. Its product is annotated as Na/H antiporter. The record is from RefSeq and is a predicted model, not a curated record. The transcript has 3 exons. Bases 1 to 1374 code for a protein of 457 amino acids. Gene Ontology annotation, cellular component: plasma membrane. Gene Ontology annotation, biological process: sodium ion export across plasma membrane; proton export across plasma membrane; regulation of membrane potential. NCBI's taxonomy places the organism in Eukaryota, Fungi, Ascomycota, Sordariomycetes, Glomerellales, Glomerellaceae. Gene Ontology annotation, molecular function: sodium:proton antiporter activity.